AUGUCGUCUCCAGCAGCCUACAUGGCUACAUUAGAAUCAGUGACAACUUAUUUCACUACUUGUGUUGGAUUGUUUAUAAUUACUCUUGGCAUGAUUGGUAAUAUUCUUAAUAUCAUCGUUUUCACCAGUCUUCAAACUUUCCGAAAAAAUCCAUGUGCUUUUUGUUUACUCACGCUGUCGAUAUCCGAAAGUGGCAUGUUACUCUUUUUUGCACUACCAGAUACUUUUGCAAAUAUCUUCAACUAUCGUAGAGAUGCGUAUGUCACAUUUCCAUGCAAAAUUCGCAUGGCAUUUCCUCAAACUUUUGGGAUGAUGACACAUUUUAUAAUGUGCUAUGCUGCUAUUGAUCAACGUUUAUCAACAUCAAUGCCUGAUCGUCAUCAUGGUAUUAAUAUUAGAAUUAUGCGGCAUUUAAUUAUGAUUGCUAUAUUUAUCUCUGUUUUACAUAGCAUUCCAUUUUUUCUUUUCCAUAAUGAACAAUUAUUAGCGGGCACAAAUGGAACAAUAUGUCGUUUUACAGAUACUAAUGGAGUUUUCUCAAUAUAUGCAGUUUAUAUAAAUUUACCUGUGAUUCAAGGAAUACUGCCUAUCAGCAUCAUCAGCGUUUUUGGUCUGAUUGCUUUACGCAACGUUCGUAAUAUGCACAAGAAGAAAGUACAAAGAAUGCGGCUUCAUCUAGAACAGCAGCUGACAUCUAUGGUUUUAACAAAAAUGUUUAGUGCCUGCAUUAUUCUGAUGCCAUUUUUAAUUUUUUAUAUUACUCGAUAUAUAAUAUCAGCCAAUACAAAUAAUACGAUUUUUCAGCGGCAACUUUUUACCGUUUAUCGAUUCUUUAUUAUGCUGUUUUAUUUAAACAGCGCGGAUAGCUUCUACAUUUUUCUUGCAUGUUCUCCUCGAUUUCAUCGACAAUUGAAAUUUGUGCUAUUCCAUAAAUUUUUAAGGCGUUGGAACAAAAAAGGAAAUAUCAAUCCAGUUCAAGGUGUGGAAGAAAGCUUUGCGGUUGGCAUCAUCAGCAACCUUGAACAAAAAUAA
This is a messenger RNA of Rotaria socialis, 1032 nucleotides long. The record is from the annotation of a GenBank genome assembly. Lineage: Eukaryota; Metazoa; Rotifera; Eurotatoria; Philodinida; Philodinidae.